AUGGAUACCCCAGUUUGGCGCCGUUGGCUGAAAAUUUAUAUCUAUGGUGGUUCUAUUAUACUAGGGGGAGUGUUGCUGUUCAAGUACACAACACCUACUGAUGAAAAACUAAUAGCCUCGUUAUCCCCAGAACUGAGGUUGCAAUACGAGAAAGAGAGGAAGUUAAGACAAGAGGAACAGAGAGAGUUGAUGAGAAUAGUUCAGGAAACUGCAAAGAGUAACGAACCUAUCUGGAAGACAGGACCAAUAGAUUCUCCAUGGGAGAAGAAGAAGGGCGGAGAAGUUGUAAAGAAUGAGAACUUCUUUGACAAGAUACAGAAGACUCGUGCAGAAGAGGCACAGAAGGAUGAAUUGCAACGGAUUAGAGAGGAACUUGACUCAUUAAGAGCACAAAGUAUGAAGAAGACCAGCGAUAUAGUCAAUGAAAGGAAAAGCAAAGACUGGUGGAAGAUUUGGUGA
Nakaseomyces glabratus is the source of this 459-nucleotide messenger RNA. It is a transcript of the gene CBP4, whose product is annotated as Cbp4p. Gene Ontology annotation, molecular function: actin binding. Gene Ontology annotation, cellular component: mitochondrial membrane. NCBI's taxonomy places the organism in Eukaryota, Fungi, Ascomycota, Saccharomycetes, Saccharomycetales, Saccharomycetaceae. Gene Ontology annotation, biological process: mitochondrial respiratory chain complex III assembly. The record is from RefSeq and is a predicted model, not a curated record.